This is a messenger RNA of Sphaeramia orbicularis (orbiculate cardinalfish), 3661 nucleotides long. RefSeq names its product dnaJ homolog subfamily C member 16. The record is from RefSeq and is a predicted model, not a curated record. NCBI's taxonomy places the organism in Eukaryota, Metazoa, Chordata, Actinopteri, Kurtiformes, Apogonidae. The transcript has 15 exons. The coding region runs from base 207 to 2585 and encodes 792 amino acids.
CUGGCCCCGCCCCUUUGUACUCCUGCCUCAGCAGCAGGUUGUGUGCUUGCCGCUUGCCCUGGAGGAGCUGAGGGAUGCUGUUGAACACACCCUUUCCAACAGCUGUCUUUUCACAUCAGCGUUAACCAACAACCUGAAGAAUAUCCAAACCUUCACCCAAUAUGUGGCGUUGUACCGGCUGACCACAUCGGUGUGAGGUAUCUGUGAUGGCAGUGUCAACGAUGUGUCUGUCACUGGCUGCUGUGGUGGUUCUCCUCUCAGUGCUCCUGACAGGAUCAGCUGAUGCAGGGCCAGAGGUGGACCCUUACCAGAUCUUAGGAGUAACCAGAACUGCAAGCCAGGCUGAGAUCAAGAAGGUGUACAAACGCCUGGCUAAAGAGUGGCAUCCUGACAAGAACAAAAGUCCAGGGGCAGAAGACAUGUUCAUCAAGAUUACCAAAUCUUAUGAGAUCUUAUCCAAUGAGGACAAACGGGCCAAUUACGACCGCUAUGGGCAGACUGAUGACACCCAGCCAUACGGCAGUGGUCGCUACGGUCACCGCCAUGACAGCUUUUACUUUGAUGAGUCCUUCUUCAACUUUCCCUUCAACAGCAAGAAUCACAGAGACUUUGCAGACAGCAAAUAUACAUUGCACUUUAACCAGUACGUCAAUGAUGUGGUGCCUGACAGCUAUAAGAGACCGUAUCUGAUCAAGAUCACCUCAGACUGGUGCUUCAGCUGCAUCCACAUUGAGCCUGUCUGGAAAGAGGUGGUGCAGGAGAUGGAGUCUUUAGGUGUUGGAAUAGGCGUGGUGGAUGUUGGAUAUGAGAGACGGUUAGCCAAUCACCUCGGUGCACAUCGUACCCCUUCAAUACUUGGAGUCAUCAAUGGAAAAGUCACAUUUUUCCAUUAUGCUGUAGCAAAGGAGCACCUCAGGCAGUUUGUUGAAGAUCUUCUUCCUCAGAGGCUUGUGGAGCGGGUCACUGAUAAGAAUGACCAGCAGUUCUUGAACAGCUGGCAUGAGCUCAACAAGCCACAUGUGCUUCUGUUUGACCAAGUGCCUGCGGUUCCUCUACUAUACAAACUGACUGCAUUUGCCUAUAAGGACUACUUACAGUUUGGGUAUGUGGAUCAGGGACUGUCAGAAACUGCCAAUCUGCAGAAACAGUUCAAUAUUAACACCUACGCACCGACCAUGUUGGUUUUCAAAGAGAACAUAGACAAGCCAGCUGACAUCAUUCAGGCAAAAGGAUUGAAAAAACAAAUUAUUGAUGAGUUCAUGUCAAACAAUAAAUUUCUUCUUGCACCAAGGCUGGUCAAUCAGAAGCUCUUCGAUGAGCUUUGUCCUGUCAAACAGUUUCACCGACGGAGGAAAUACUGUGUCCUACUGAUCACAGGUGAUGAAGAGACUUUUACUUUUGGGAACCAGGCGUUUCUAUCAUUUGCAUCAACUAAUACCAAGGAAGUUGUAAGAUUUGCAUAUGUGUACCAGCGGCUCCAGCAGCCACUAUGUGACAUCCUUAUGCAGAGCAAGGACAGUGCUCAGUCCUCACCACAGGUGGUGAUCCUGGAGAGGCGUAAUACUGCGGGAAAGGUCUUCUUUAAGCCAGUGACAGCCUGGAACGGCAGCGAGGAAGACAAGCAGCAGCUUCUGGAGGAGUUGGAGCGGCUUCAGAAGGACCCAUCCAUUCUUGUCCACGAUGCCAUGCUACCUGAGCUCAACAAUGAGUUUGCCUCUAUGUUUAUAAUCAGAUGGAUCUAUGCGUCUUAUGAUUACCUCUCUGAAGUCAUUGAUGAUAUUCUACAUAACAACUGGCGUGAGAUGAUGCCUCUCCUGUCCCUUAUCUUCUCGGCCUUGUUCAUCUUGUUUGGGACUGUGGUCAUUCAGGCUUUCAGUGAUUCAAGUGAAGACAAACAGACAAAACCAAAGGCAAAAGAUGGAACAAAAGCAGAAAAUGGAUCAUCUGGGACCAGUGGCACAUCAAGUCGACCUCCCAAGAAGAGCUUUGUGGAGGUGACAGAGUUGACAGAUAUCACUUACAUGAGCAACCUGGUGAAGUUGAGGCCAGGACACAUGAACAUUGUCUUGGUGCUCUCUGAUGCAUCUAAAAAUAUUCUGCUUAGCAAAUUUGCCAAAGAGGUCUACUCCUUCACAGGGAGUCUGACGCUGCAUUUUUCCUUCCUGAAUAUUGACAAGCACAUUGAGUGGAUGAACACGCUGCUGGAAUACGCUCAGGAUGCCAUGCAGAUCGAUGCAGACGAGGAUGAUGGAGGCAACCACAAAAUGGACUACACCGGCUAUGUACUGGCACUGAAUGGCCACAAGAAGUACCUUUGCCUGUUUAAGCCUGUUUACACCGGGGAGGACCUUGACACUAAGUCAUCUGAGGAUGAAGGGGGCACCUCUGGUGGGAGGUCGAGGUCCAGCUCCCGUGAUGACCACCCACCACGGAAAUCCAACCGAUCUCGCAACAUAUCCACCCUGCAGAUCCACCACAAACUGGACCGCCUGGGGUUGUGGAUGGAAAGGCUCAUGGAAGGCACAUUGCCUCGCUAUUACAUCCCGGCCUGGCCAGGACUCGCCAAGAUCACGCCCAGUAAAUAGACUGAGGCGGGUCAGGAAGGACAGACAACGGCUUCUGCCCACGUUAGGCUAGAGCUGCCUUUUUUGCACUUGAAAUAUUCUAUAGCUACAAAAUUGGCUUUAGUGCAGCUACUGUGGGAGAGAUGUUUAGUGAGCUCAUCUUUAACACAUCGCAUGCUGUUCUCAGCUGUUCUUAGUCAUUUCUUUUAGGCAAAUGCUGCUGCUACAGCUUUGUGAACAAAAAACAACACUGUGGCCGCCUACCUUCAGGACCAUCAGUCAUGUUCACACACAUAUUCAAGAAAGGAGGCAGGACAUAUUCCUGGAACUACCUUAGUCUUUGAUGAUGAAUACUGUGAACAGAGAUGCAUGUCUCUACCACUAAAUGUUUUUUGCCUUUUUAUGCAUCUCUGCCCAGAUUUUAAAAUUAUUUCCUGAAUGCUGACUUGCUUGUGCAAUAUAGCGUACUGCUGUAAUGACAAUGCCUUUCACCCUGGACCCCAAAGGUUUCUCUGUGUUCUUCCUCAGUCAUUACAUUUAGAGAAGAUACUCACUCUGUUACAUGUAGAGGAUGUGGCAUAAAGGUUAAGUCACUAAAAACAAGAAUUACUAAGCAGCCUUGGUUUGUUUGACAACCUCAGUUAGCCAGUAGCUUUAUGUAGCAAACAGCCAGUCUAUUUCAUGUGUUGAGUGUUUUUCCAAAUGGCUGAGAUUGACUCAUGUAUUAGGUCACCUUCAACUACUGUAUGUAGACAAACACAAGCCAAGUCAAACUAUGUGUGUGCUUGCUUUUUAAUUAAUUUGUUUUGUCGAUAUGAAUUGUAAAAAUGUCCUUAAUAUAACUUUGUUGGUUCUACAGGAUGUAAAUAUUGUACAUUAUCAUGUUGGGAGGAGUAAUUUAUAUAGAGAUCGGUCUGUAACUGAAAAGAUAAGAUGAAUGUUUUACAAGAAUUUAUCAAACUGCUGGAGCUUUUCAGUAAGAAGUAAUUUUACAACAUAGUGUAAAUUAUGUCAACUACUAUCAUGUGUUUCAGUCUGAGUUCAAUAGUGUAUUUACUCUCUUGUUGGUUGUAAUAAAAGUGCUUUAUGUUUAUUAA